This is a messenger RNA of Cladophialophora immunda, 2765 nucleotides long. RefSeq lists its product as uncharacterized. The record is from RefSeq and is a predicted model, not a curated record. The coding region runs from base 493 to 2385 and encodes 630 amino acids. The transcript is spliced from 2 exons. Lineage: Eukaryota; Fungi; Ascomycota; Eurotiomycetes; Chaetothyriales; Herpotrichiellaceae.
CGUCAACCCCUUGUCCGUUCACAUGGGCACGACUUGUCUUUCCUCGUUUCCUUGAACGCCCGAAUUCGUGUCAUGCAGGAUCUAGAGAGUCGAUUUUCAAGCCACAAUGCCUCUGGCGAACGCGAGCCUCAGGAUAUGUUGCGCGGCUGUCCAAUCUCGAGCUGCUUUGUGGUUACUUGUUCAUGCGUCUGGCAUGAUUGAUUCGUACCUGCUGCUGUUGCUCUCGUGCGAGCUCCUGCAACUUGCCCCUCCUUCACACUCGUAUUCUAAGCCACCGUGUAGGUGAGAAUCUGCUGAUGCGACAAAGGGAAUUCCUCGUUCACCGUCAAGCGACCAUGCCUGUCGACUUGCAGAUGGAGGUCUCAGCUGGCCCAUCAGCCAGGUCUAGCUGCGCCGCCUUGGACGCUGACAGAACAACUCUCCAAUAUCCAUGAUAAAAGGCGGUCGCCAUCGCGCAAGAGUUCCCUGGUUCGUCAUGUGCAUCGCGGCAGAAUGGGUGGGCACCGAAUUCAUCGGCAAGCCACGUACAAAGACUACGUGAAACGGCUUGUUGAAGGUGGCUAUUCCAAUCUGGCGCCCUUGUACAGCUUCCUAGAUUCUCCUCAACAUCAUCUCAAUACCGUGUUUGUUCAGUAUGUCGACAUAAGAAGAGACGAGCUACCAAACGAAGCAGUUCCCAUUUCUCGACACAAGGUCGGCGAGAAAAUCCAUGAAGACAUCCCGGACAAGACUCUGGCACGUGUCUUCAUCGUGGAAGAUCUUGAUACAGACAUCAUCGAAACAUUUGGACUUCAACUCGCCAUCGAGCCGAAGUUUUUCGCAAACCACAUCAGCGACGCAUUUCUUGACCCUGGAACCACCACAGGGCGAUGUCCUCAUCUUCCCUCUGUGUCACAUAUCAAGUCAUUCUAUUGCAUCGAAUAUUUUCAUCCUAUCAACCUCGACAAGCGCACCAAUGACCGACUUUGCUGCUCUUCGAAUGUACGCCGCAUCAUUGACACAUUCCACUAUGUCGUCCGUCGUGCAGAUCUUCGCGACACAGCCCUAGACCACGUGGCAUUUGUGCGGCGGAAAUUUUCGUUCUAUGUACAACGCGAAAGAGAACAAUGGAGAGUCCUGGUACUUACUGAUCCAUCAGUCUUGGAUUGCUGUCGAACUCACUCCCGACACGGACGAAUGACGGCACAACAUCGUCACCAAUUUGAAAAGCACACCUCGGAUCUGGACCCAUACAAUGAGUUCCACGGGGUCUGGCCCUCGUAUUCAGACGUGGCAACAUUCCACAGACUCGAUCCUCAAGCGAACAUGGGAUUUCGCACCCCAAGAGGCCCGAAAGAGGAGUUUACCGUCUGGGAUUUCCAAGGCGGCUAUGUCGAAGUUUUACAGCCUCGACGAACGAACGAGCCAUUUCCUCGGGUCGGGGACUUUGGGCCUCGCUGGCUAGAAUGCCUCGAAAGAGAGGGUUGUGCUCGUCGAAAUAGCAAGUUGUCUCCCGCUGAAGACCUGAUCUACUAUUGGACCAAGGCUGCGAGAGAGAACAGCGUCGAUCAACCAAACCCCGCUAGGCCUGCGGCGGCCGGCAUCCCGAGUCGCGAAAACGACGUUAGCAAGACGCGCCGGUUUCUGUUCGAUAUCUCUCGCCAUGCUUUGUUUAUCGCCGCGAGCGAAUGCAUGCUGAUCAUCCAGGCACUGGACGCGUCGGCAGACGCACGGCUGUGGGAUCUCAGAAACCUUGAUCUCGCCGAAUCGCCGUUUAAAGGCAAAACGGCCAGGUCAUUGGAGCACUACAUGGACGAUGCACUCAAGCUGAAACACAUCCUCAAGGGGCAAUACAAACAGAUCCUACACGUCCAGGAUUUCAUACGGUCUGUCGACAUGACCGAGCCUGCCAAUGAAGUGCUGACUCGGGUGCUUCCUGGCCCCUUCGGACCACCAGAGCGGAAGCAUUCAGGGAAGGGCUCUCGCAACGAGGUCGUUUCGGCUGACUACGGUCUCGGCGAAGAUUUCAAGCACAUUGUGAAAAUGAUCGAGAAUCACGUCAAAAUUAGCCAGGAGACGGUCGAAGACAUACCCAGCCUCAUGGGGGUCAGGGACAGCCAUUACUCGGGGAGCCUGGCUCAACUGGGUUUCAUAUUCCUCCCAAUCACAGUCGUUACAGGCAUCGUGAGCAUUCAAAACAAGUACGGAAUAGGCGGCUCGUCGUUCUGGAUCUUUUGGGUUGUGUCGCUGGCUGCCAUGGUUGGCGCGGUAUUAUUCACCUUUCUGCCCAUCAACAAACUGGAUCGGUUCAUCGACACUAUGUUCAUGCAUUACAGGCUCGGGUAUCGCAGGACGAUGCAUGUAUUACAGGAGCGACGCGAGAGGCGUGCUGAUGAGGAGGUGUGAAAUCUAGUCUGAAUCGAGCUGGCAGGGCCCAAUAAGACGCUUGGGAUCCGAAGUGGGAGCAUGGUCUCAUGGGCAGGUUCUGUGCUUCCAGCUUUCCGGUAUAGCGCCACGACUGAUGUGAUCUGCAAGAAAGGCAGGACCACAAGAAGCGCAGUCGUGAGAGGUGUUUGUGGCCUGGAGCAGAGCAUCAACCCGAAGUGUCAGCAGGUACUUGCAAGUAGAGACCCUCUAACAGCAAUUGGUAUGGCGAGAUACGGGUGCUGAGAACAAGAGACUCAGCAUCGAGCAUGUGAGACGAAAACCGAGAACAACUGCCUUGAUCCCCGCGAUAACGCGAUAACGACGGGUUGAGUGAUCAUGUUUGGCUUAGGAAGCAAAGC